AUGGGAGGGUUUGAUAAAGUCGGAGUGAAAUCCGAGGAUCGGCCGGAAGUCGUAUCUAUCUUCUCCAUGAAUGUUUGUGUUCGGGAAGGCGGUUGCGCACUGGUUGAAGAGGAACAGGCUUUCGAGGUUGACCUCACCUGUGUUUGGCUCUCUCCGCACGCCUGCUCCCGUCGAACCAACUGCUCGUUCGGGUCUGCACUCUUUAAGCCCCCAGGGUGACUGACUGGCUUGGAUAUGUUUCGUCCCGUUUGAAAUUAAGCUGGAUGUUUGCGAUUCUGUUGAGUAAAUGGCUGGGUCGACGGACUCAGAAUGCCGAACCAGAAGGGUCGGGCAUGGCCGGGUCUCUCUACAACACCCCGCCGUCUUCUCCAGAGCCCCCAGACCGCGCGAAACUCUCGCUUACAAAUUCCCUGUCGUCGAAUGAUUUUUUCGACGCCAAGACGGUCUCCAUCGAAGAAGAGGCGUCGACUCAUGACUCAGCUCUCCUACCCACUUUAAAUACAUCUGACGCCACCUUCUCCUUUGACUCCAAUGACCUGCUCGCUUCGCUCGUUUCGGACUGUUCCGUCACAUCGGAGUUCCUGAAACAGGAAGAUCUCAGCCUAUCCGCCAUUGAAAUGACACCGACGCUGCAUCUCUAUGUGAGCGCCUUCAUCCAAGAUAUUAUCCAUCCGCAUUACGAUCUCCUCGAAAUGGUUCGAGACGACCAGGUCGUUUUCGAUGUUUUGAAUUCAAUCUGUGAGAGGGUCGAGAUAGAACAAGUGGAUAAAACGGACUCAAGUCAAGAGGAUGAAGCCGAUAAAGAGCCGAGUCAGGCUUCUUCCAUUAAAAUGGAGCCGGGCAGAAGUCAGGAGAGUACGGGGGAGGUUUCCUCGAUGGAAAGUAGUGAUGAUGAAGGGAAUAUCAGUGAAAGUGAUAGUGAUUCUAGUGAAACUGAGUCUUCGGAAUCUGAAUCUGUGAUCUCUAACCGGUGAGGAAUCGUAUGAGCAAAGUGUUAUGAGGAAUCCUUUUUAUGUAUUUUAUAUCUCAUAUUUUUAGGGAAAAUGCGAACGGUGUCUCCAAAAAGGGUCAGAAGAAGCGUCAUUCAUCCGGUGGAGCUGUAGACCGAUCUGCAUCUCCAGUCCGACAACUUGAACACGAGCUUAACAGAAUUGAUCAGGAUGGAAAUUACAUUCCCGAAGAUGCUUAUAAUAGUUACCAAGACGAUCUUUCGAGCUUGGAAGAUCCUCCAUCUCCAGCUGGAAGUGAAUCGCCCCUUCCUUACGAUGACCAGGCAUUGGUUGAUGUAAAUUUUUUAUUUAUUUGAAUUAUUUGCGGUUUAGGACCCGGCGAAUGGAGAUGCCCCUGAAGAACAAGAGGACCCUCGUGACUACUGUCCCGGUGGUUAUUACCCAGUUCAAAUGGGAGAGGUCUUUAACGGCCGAUAUCACGUGAUCAGAAAAGUUGGCUGGGGUCAUUUCUCAACUGUCUGGCUAUGUUGGGACACUCAAUCAAAGAGAUUUGUCGCUUUGAAGAUUGUAAAAUCAGCUGAGAACUACGCUGUUUCUGCUGCGGAUGAGAUUACAGUAGGUUGUUUUUAUUCUGUAUUUUCCCCUUAUUUAUUUUUGCAGAUAUUGAGCGAAUGUAUGGACAAGGGUCCCCAUCCUGGCAAAAGCCGCAUCAUCGAGUUUCUGGAUAGUUUUAAAGUAUCGGGAGUGAAUGGAGAGCACACUUGCAUGGUGUUUGAGGUGCUCGGAUGCACUCUUCUCAAGCUCAUCAUCAGAACUAAUUACUCAGGUCUUAUGCUGAAUCAUGUUCGCAUCAUUAUCAAACAGAUCUUGGAAGGACUUUCGUAUCUUCACGACGAAUGUAACAUUAUUCACACAGAUCUGAAGCCUGAGAAUGUUUUGGUUGAAAUGACUCAUUCUGAGAUCAGGAAGAUGGCUAGUGACACCAUCAUGCGGUUGAAUUGUGGCCUUAAACCCGAUAUUACAGAGACUUGUAACAUGUAUAAGGUGAGGAAAUUAGUUGCUCUAAAAUGAUUAUUUAUUUAGCCCGAUGAGAAGAAGAUGUCUAAGAACAAGAAGAAAAAGUUGAGAAAACGUAAGAAGAAGCAACGGGAGGUGCUUGAAAAACAGCUUUAUGAAGUAGAAGGCCUAAACAUCUCCAUCACUGAUGAUCAAGGAGACAUGGAGGCGUCUCAGACCGAAGUUUUGGAAUCUUCAGCCAUCCCUGACUAUCUUUUGAAUGAUUCCAUGCCUUCUAUACCUCGAGUGACAACACUUAAUCUCCCAAAUACGGAUAAUUGUGAGAAUUCAAAUGAUAAGUCAGGAAAGAAGAAGAAGGUAAGUAGUUUGUAUAUUGGUUUAUAUCCGUUUAGAAGAAUAAGAAGAACGGGAAAGUAAAGGAAGAAGAAUCAGAGACAGAGGAGCUCCAAAAGAAUGGAAAGUAUCAUCAUGCGCUAUCUCAUCUUAUGGGAACUUCGCCAUUUAAUUCACCGAGAACGGAAGAACCUGAGGAAGCCAUCGGAGAGGAGCCUCCGCUGAAAGUCAAGAUUGCUGAUCUUGGUAAUGCAUGCUGGACGGUAGGUAUUUUUUGUUUUGUGAUGUGAUAUAUCUUCUUUUCUUAUCGUACUUUUUGAAGACUCAACAUUUCACGUCGGAGAUUCAAACACGGCAGUACCGCGCAUUGGAGGUCAUCAUCGGAGCCGGUUAUGACACAAGUGCUGACAUUUGGAGUGUGGCUUGUAUUGCUUUUGAAUUGGCCACUGGAGAUUAUCUAUUUGAACCUCAUGGAGGGCAGACAUAUGGAAGAGAUGAGGAUCAUCUUGCUCAUGUCAUCGAACUUCUGGGAAUGAUUCCGCCUUCUAUAUUCAAGAAAGGAAAAUAUUGGCAGCAAUAUUUCAACAAGGUGAGUUAUGAAAUGAUGUUUUUAUUAUAUCAUUGCAGCUCGGAGGUCUUCUUCACAUUCCUAAUCUCCGACCUUGGUCCCUACAUGAUGUCCUGGUUGAAAAGUAUCAAUGGCCAGAACAUCAUGCCCGGGGCUUUGCCGAUUUUUUGGUACCGAUGUUAGAAUUUGAUCCAGAAAAAAGAAUUAGCGCAACCGAAGCCCUGAAGCAUCCCUGGAUUAACACCCCGAUCUCAGAAGACCCUUCCAACUCUACUUAUUAUGUUCCCCAAGAAAAUUUUUCGCCUCCCAUGCCCCGAAAAUACUCAAUCUAA
This is a messenger RNA of Bursaphelenchus xylophilus (pine wood nematode), 3200 nucleotides long. The record is from the annotation of a GenBank genome assembly. Lineage: Eukaryota; Metazoa; Nematoda; Chromadorea; Rhabditida; Aphelenchoididae.